Messenger RNA from Sphaeramia orbicularis (orbiculate cardinalfish), 1440 nucleotides. RefSeq names its product alanine aminotransferase 2-like. Gene Ontology annotation, molecular function: transaminase activity; pyridoxal phosphate binding. The transcript is spliced from 11 exons. The record is from RefSeq and is a predicted model, not a curated record. Gene Ontology annotation, biological process: biosynthetic process. Bases 1 to 1440 code for a protein of 479 amino acids. NCBI's taxonomy places the organism in Eukaryota, Metazoa, Chordata, Actinopteri, Kurtiformes, Apogonidae.
AUGACGUCGGUGCUGGAUGUGAACCCCACGGUGCGGGGGAUCAGACCCUCCGCCUCCAUGACCCUGGCCGCUCAGGCUGCACGCAUCACAGAGCAGAUGGUGCAGGGGGUGAAGAAACCCUUUAAGAAGGUGAUCGAUGUCAGCUCUGGGGAUCAGCAUGCAGCAGGCCUGAACCCCAUCACCUUUCUUCAUCAGGUUCUGGCCGUCUGUGUGUACCCUGAGCUCCUCCAUGAGGACAGCCUUCCUCUGGACGUCAGACAAAGGGCGCAAAGGCUUCUGGAUAGCUGUAAUGGAGGAAGUGUGGGUUCAUACUGUCCGACUCCCCCUGGAAUAUCAUAUGUGAAGAAAAGCAUAGCAGAUUUUAUCACAAGGCGAGACGGUGGAGUGAGUUCCGAUCCAGAGAACAUCAUCAUCAGCAGAGGAUCUCAGAGCUGUUUGUUGUUUGUUUUGCACAUUAUGGCCAGUGGGACUGGGACCACUCGUACAGGUGUGUUGACCCCCGUGCCCUACCCACACACCCUGCCCAGGCUCCUGGAUGUGUGCGAGCUGGUUCUGGAGCCCUACCAGCUGAUGGAAGACCGAGGCUGGGCUGUAGACCUGGACGAGCUGCGCCGAGCUUUAAAGGCUGCUAGGGGGCGCUGCAAACCUACAGCCUUAUUCAUCAGCAACCCAGGAAUCCCCACAGGUCAUGUUCAAGGCAGGGAAUCAAUAGAAGAAGUGAUUGGAUUUGCUGCAGCUGAGGGCCUCGUUCUGUUGGUUCAAGAGGCAUACCAAGACAGCGUCUGUGGACAUGGAAGGGAGUUUAUUUCUUAUAAGAAGGUGCUGUCAGAGAUGGACGAAGAAUACUCAGACACCGUAGAGUUGAUCUCUUUCAACUCGUUGUCCAACGGCAGCUUAAGCGAGGGUGGUUUGAGAGGAGGCUAUAUGGAAAUGAUUAACAUGGACCCUGUAGUAGGUAAAUACUUAAAAAAUAUACAGGGUGCUUCCUCUAGUCCAGUUUUAGGACAGCUUGCUCUGGAGGUCAUGGUGAACCCACCCAGGCCUGGUGAUGCUUCCUAUGAAACCUACACACAGGAGAUUUCCCUCACUUACACCACUGUAUCCCAGAAUGCGCAGCGGGCCUGUGAGGUCCUGAACAGUCUAACGGGGAUGAGCUGUCAGCCCGCGAUGGGCGGAGUCUUCCUUUAUCCCCGCCUGAAUUUACCACCUCAGAUGAUAGACGAGGCCAAGGUAUUGGGUGUGGAGGCAGAUGUGCUGUACUGCCAGAUGUUACUGGAGGAGGAAGGUGUGUGUUUGGGAGCGGGAUCUGAGAACAGACCACAUGAUAACAACUACCACAUCAGACUGUGUGUUUCAGCUCCUACUAACAUCCUGGAUGAAGUCCUGGAACGCAUCUCUUCUUUUCAUCGGCGCCUGCUGAACAGAUUUCCAGUCAAAUGA